CAAGUGAUCUGCGCACACACAAUCGUCUUUCGCAUGCAGUGAAGGAAAGAAUCUUCCCGCCGCAUGGACCCAACGUAAGGUUGGUCCAUGACAUCGAUGGCCAAUUGAGAUAUAAGCCUCGAACCUGAUUUGAUUUGUAUCAAUUCACAAGUAUCUUACCUUGAUUUUGAUUGGCAUCUAGUUUUGAUUCCUUGUCCAUAGAUGUAGUUUGAUUGAAUUUUAGAUCUCUGGGCAUUGUAUAUCGUUUUAUAUGUGAUUUGGCCUCUUGUCACGAUCUGCAUGAAACACGAAGCUUAUCCACCGCCUCAUUCGGAAUUAAUCAUCAAUUAGCUUUUAUUUUGAUGCCUCACGUCGUCGACGGUGAUGAGCAGCACUCAAUUCUGAAGAAGUGCAGAAGGACAUUCGGUGGCCAGACGCCGGUGCGGACGUUUGAAAUUCCAGCAGACAUCCAACGCUAACUUAGGCUUCUUUGGUCAGUCCCUGCGAGGUGCGUGUGGAUCACGUCGCCAUCAAGAAACGGUGUGUGAAAGGUGUUCCCUGCACAGAGCGCGCGAAAUUUUGAUAUAAGAUAUUCCACACAAACUUGUUCGGGUGAGAACUUCUUAUCCACUUGGAGAAGCAUUGGAGAUUGAGGUUUCAUUUGAUGGGGCCGGAUUUUGCUGUAGAGCUCAGACAAAUGUCUGCGAGUUGAAGACUCCAUCCCGACUUGUCACGCACGCUUAAAAUAUCGACCCUGUUGAGACCUCCACUGCAGAUUCUUGCCUGCGGAAAAAGUCGGACCUCGCGAGGUCCGACUUCUAUCCGUGGAUAUUUUUUUUUUCCUGCCCGUUAGGGCAUUUCACGAGCUCGCAACGGAUAGCUUCCGCCUUCCCCCUCCGCAGCAGACACCGUCUCCAGCAGAAGCGCGCCUCCUCCUUCAUCAGCAGCAGCAGCGGAAGCCACCGGCGGUCUACAGUUUCUCUCUCAUGCUGUCGACCGAUAGAGGGAAACUAUGUUGCGGGCGGCUGGCGACCGGUGACUGGGGGAUGGCAAAAUGAACGGCAGUGUCUUCUUACCCUAAGCGGAGAAAACCCAAACUGUUCGCAAUUAUCAUGUUCGAGAACUUAGUACAUCAGCUGCUCUCGGGCUAUCUUGGCCGAUAUGUGAAAGGUCUGCAGAGGGAGCAAUUCAAGAUUGCAUUGUGGAAAGGGGAGGUGGUCCUAGAGAAUGUUGAGCUUAUACUUGAGGCAUUUGACUAUCUUCAGUUGCCCUUUGCAAUAAAAAAUGGGAGGAUUGGAAGGAUGUGCAUCAAAAUUCCGUGGACAAAGCUUGGAUGGGACCCUAUCAUAAUUAGUCUUGAUGAUGUUUUCAUAUGUACAGCUCAGCGAGAUGAUUCAGAAUGGAGUCCUGAAUCAGUGGAAAGCCGUGAAUUUGCUGGAAAGAAAGCCAAGCUUGCUGCUGCAGAGCUUGCAAAAUUAACAAGGCGUGUCUGUGACAACCAAUCAGGGCAGUCCUUUAUAUCUUACAUGUCUGCCAAGAUACUUGACAAUGUUCAGGUGUCCGUUCAGCGGCUCCAUGUUACUUUUGUUGAUGCAAGUACUGAUUCUGAUGGACAGUUCGUUUUUGGUUUUCGACUUUCCAGUCUCACUGUGAUGACAGACACCAGACCAAAGGGGACCACCGUUGGGUCCAGGAAGAUCAGAGGCGGUCAAGUUUGCAAGAGACUGGAUAUUUCAGAGUUUGGAAUUUAUUGGAACCCUUGGGCAGAUUUCUCAAGCUCAUCAAUUGCAGAUUUUCAUGGUGCACAGUCACAUUGUAGCAGAGUGCCUGAAAUUGAAGAAUAUAAAUACAUAAUAAAGCCAUUUGAUGCGACAAUCUCCUUGAUGGUUAAUAAAUCCGGCAAGUUUGAGAAGGGCAUUCCACAUUACUGUGUCAUGUCAGAGCUGAAUUUCUUGGUUAUCUCUUUGAAUGAAAUCCAGCUGCAGCAAGUCUUGAUGCUUUUAGAUUCCUUCGCAAUAGGUGGAUUACGCCAGAAGUAUGGUCGAUACAGGCCAUGGCACAAUCCCUUACUGAAAAAGCUGAGCGGUUGGCAAAUAACAUGGUGGCACUACGCACAAAAUGCCGUUCUCUCUGAUGUCCGUAAAAAAUUAAGGAAGAAUUCUUGGCACACUUUUGGUCAGAGAAUCAAUCUGCGGCGAAAAUAUGUUGACUUGUACAAGAAGAAGCUUCUGUCACUUAAGGAUGAACAGCCUGUUAGCAAAGGGGUUCUUAACGAACUAGAUCUGAUGGAGAAAGAAUGUGAUCUUGAGGACAUUUUGAGCUACCGAUUUAUUGCUGAGACACAAUUGCAGGUGCUUUUAUCAGAAUCAAACAUUUCUAAAGCAGACAUUGAUGGCACUGAUUCUUCAUCGGAAAGGCAGCAAAUUGAUGACCUCUCAACGAAUAGGCCACGUGGUUGGCUUAAUUGGCUGUCUUUGGGAAUGUUAGGUGCUGGAGGUACAAUUGAUUCAGAUCAAUUUGCUGGUGUUGUUUCUGACGAAAUUAUAGAGGAUAUCUAUAAAAUGACAAAAUUCAACCCAAUCUCCACAACGGAUGUACCAAUAUCCUUCUUAGAGAAGUUCCAUUUAUCCUCGAUCUCUUUCAGCAUCCACCAAGUUGUUGCCAUGCUUGUAAACAAGAGAUGCAAGAAGGACAUAGUUACAUUGAUGGCACAUAGCAUCAGUUUCCAAUGUGACAUUUGGGAUGACUCUGCUAAAAUCGUUUCUUCAAUUAGCUCAUUACAGAUGCUUGAUCCAUGUAGCAAGAAGGCAUGGUUGUUUGAUAAGAAUGAAAAGAUUUUACACGAUGAUGGUUUUGCUGGCAAUCAACAGCCUUUUAUAAAUGCCGAUAUUGAAAUUUCUUCACUUCAUAAUGACCUUGAGUUGUCAAUAAAGGUGGUGCUUCUGCCUGUUGAAGUUGUUUGCGAUCCUGAACUUGUGGCAGGCCUUCUGUAUUUCAGUCAAGUACUUGGAUGUUUUGAAUCUCAUUAUGACAUGGUCCUCUCGUCACUGAAUUAUUUUGAAAACAUUAAAACCCGACUGUCCAAGAAAGCUGAGUUCAUUCUUAUGAAUCGCGCAAAAUUGACACUGGAUGUCAGUCUAAGUAAUGCAGUUGUAAGAAUUCCACUGAAAGGAAAUGGGAGCACCUCACAUGAAAUGGUUUUUGUCCUGGGGGAACUUCUUCUUGGGUUUCAUCCUGAUAGACAUGGUGAAUGUGCAUCAGUCUUUGAAAGUUUACCAGAUUUUACAGACUCAAGCAUUAUAAAUUUAUCAGGCUAUAUGUCUGGAGCCAUUGAGAUGUUAUAUGAUGCGUACUGUAUCAAAUUGGUGAAGUGUGAGGGACUUGUGGCCGCAGAUUCUUCUCAAUUAAUUCCUGUAUUUGACAUUUUGGAUGCUUCAAUUGUACUCAAAUCAAGUAUUAUUCAGGAUGAGUGUCUGUUAAAGCAGCUAGAGGUUGAUUUUCAUGCCAACUCUAUGGGUUUCAGAAUGUCAGCCUCAUUGUAUAGAAUGCUUUUCGACUUGCAAAACUGGCUUGUGAUUACUCGAGAAGUUUAUGAGCAGGCAACAAAAGAAAGGUCUGAAUUUGUUACCAUAUCCGCAAAUAGGUCAAAGUUUGAUACUGCACCAGACAGGUAUAUUUUCAAUGGUGACAUCUCUGCUGCUGUAAAAUGCAUUACUGUUCAUGUUGAUCUGGAGGAUGGUGAUCCAGAGAAAAGUAUAAAGCUGGCUGUUACAUUAGGGCAGCUGGACCUCUCUUAUGUCUGUGAAAUGCUUAUUCAGAAGUUUGCGUUCUCUACCAAGGAGAUGGAUGUCAAAGCUUUUAAUUCAGGAGGCCAAUCUCUUGGUUCUUUAAUUUUCUUAAACAGAGAAAGUUUCAGACCUCAUUCUGAUAUAAAAGGUGUGGAUUAUGAUCCUAAUGUGCAAAGCGAAAAGCUGAAAAACGUUUUCGUAGAUGGAAGUUUCACUUUCCAGUGGCGGAGACAAAGGAGUGCUGAUUCUAUUUUCGAUGAAGUUAUGAUAUUCAUAACCAAUGCUGAUAUUCAUUGUUAUCCUAGAAUAUGUGGAUUAUUGCUGAAUCUUUUUGAAGGAUUUGAUGAGCAAGAUGGACAGUUAACAGCUUAUUCUACUGGGACUCUACAUUCUUCAAAAAUGGGUUUGCCAAAAUCAAACUUAAGAUGUGGAGUUGGACCUCAGAGGUUUGGGUUUUCUAAUUUCUCUAUGAAUGGCGUCCAUGGAACUGAAUCUAUUCCUCUGGAUCAGUUUCCAUUUCUCUCUGUCUGCAGUUUGGGCCUGGUUGACACCGUAGAGAGCUCGCUUCCUUUUCGGGUUGAUGAUUGGAGGAAGACCUUUAGUUUAAAGGACUGCAAGUCUAGUUCUGUUAGUCAUGAUAAGUUUGUUUAUGCAAAGAAUUUCUUAGUGACUUCAUUAAGAAAGAAAUCAAGUCACAAAUUUGGAGCUACGAGUGCUGUUGGUAGCCCACAGGAUACUGAUCAACUUGUUUUGGACGUUGACCUAAGUGGUAUUAAGGUGCACUUCCAUGAUUCUUCUUGCAUCUUAGCAACUGUAACAAUGCCUGCACUAAGAAGCCUGAGUUCAUUUCAUGGGGCUGAUAAUUGGGAUAUAUUGUUGUCAACAGAGGGAUUGAGUAUCUCCUCUUCGUGGUGUAGUCCAAAUUUCCAUGGAAACCUUUUUGGUCCUGCGCUACCAACACAUCCUCCUGUAGUAAAUGUUCGUGUGCAGAAAAAUCAGACCUUUGUGUUUUCUAAAAUUGAGCUGGGCUUUAGCAUUCAGCAUACUUGCUGCAUUUUGCCUGCAGAACUCCUUGCUGCGUUCAUUGGUUAUUUUUCUCUUCCUGAGUGGACAUUGACAAGCAAGGAACAAUUUUUUAGCCCUAGAAAGAAUACUGGAAGUAAACACUGCGAGUUCUCUUUCAAGUUCGAAGUACUUGACUCUGCAUUGGUAUUGCCUUCAGAAAAUGAUAUUCAUUACCCUUUGAAAAUGGGUAUUCAACAGCUACAUUGCUGCGUUGUACCUGAGUUGGUCUCUGCUGAUGCACUAAAUGGCCGUCCAAGUUCAUCUGUGAUGUCAACAUCUGGUAUUAGGGACAUGACCCAGGUUGUCAACUUAUUUGGCCAAGGAUUGUCUUUGUCACUUAUAUUACUAAAAGAUGACUUGCAGAUGGAGAAAGGAUAUGCUAGUCUGGAUUAUGUUGUUCUCGUUGAAACUUGCAACAUAGAUUUGCAGAUUAAAAUUCCAUCUGGAGCAAGUUCUGGACAUUCUCUUGUUCCUGCUGUUACAGCAUGCAUUGAUAGCGUAGAAGUUGUUGCAGCAGGUCGUUAUUUUUUAGGUGGACUAGAAGCAGUAAGUAAUGCCAUUGAUGAAUUGUCAUCUGUUAGCAUGCAGUCUCAGUGUUUCACAUCUGACAUCCUGCAAUUUAGGCUGCUAAAGAGGAAUUUAGUCAAAUCCCUUUCUUUCAUACCAGAAGUUCCAAUGGAUCUUUGUAUGGAUACUAAAGUUUCUAUUAAGGCUUUGUCUGUGAAGUUGUUGGAUUUUGAAGGCCUACUCUCAUCACAGAAAGCGAUUGCGAAAGCAAACAUGGGAAUUAAUUUUUCAGCAUCUUUCCAACAUGAAACUCUAAUAUGCUUGGAUAUUGAGAUCUCUGAUUUUAUUUUACAUUCUACAAGUGAUUCUGUUGUCUUGGCAGCAUUCAAAAGGGAUUUUUCACCUUCCAGCCUUGAUAUUAGAAUUUCAUUAUCUGAAGAACAUAAACAUGAAAUAUCUUUGGAAAUCUCUUCUUUGCAUGUCUGGCUUUAUUUAGUGGAAUGGAUGGAAAUUUUUGACUUGCUUUAUUCCUAUGCUCAAGAUACAGCCAGAACUACGUCUAUGACCAGCUUUCAUAGCUCUGAUCCAUCAGAACAAUCUGCAUCUCUGGGAUUAAAUUCUUCUGAUCUGAGCCUGGUUACAAGCUUCGCAAGGUCAACUGAGGACAUUUCAGAACCUUCACACUAUCUUAGUCUCCAGUCAAAAUGCAUUUGUAUUUAUUUCCAUUUUCCAAUCAAACUGAAUGUGGAAGCUGAUCCUCUGGAUGAAGAUCCUAAUAUCCAGAAAGGGUCAUUUUCGGAGAAAUGCUUUGUAUCUGAAAAUAAUGGAACCCUCUUCGCAUCUUUAAAUUCAAAUCUCUGUAAAUAUAUUGUACUUAGUUUAGAGAGUAGGGAUACAAAAUUAGAUAUAACUGGGAAAGUUGUGAGAUUGGAUUCAUGUAUUGAAAAGGUUGAGGGAAGGCUAGAGAAAGUUGAUGGCAGUUCUGUUCAUUCCAUUCCAUUCUUUCUGCUUUUGCAAAUCAAGAUACUCAUGGAGGCAUGCAUGAAGGAGGGCACAAUUCAUGCGUCAAUUAAUGCUCAUUUGGGGACCUUAGAUAUGUGGUUCUCGUACUAUACCUUUCAUUUCUGCAAUGGUGCCUUUCAGAGGGUACCAGAAGUAAAAUCCUCUCAAGCUCUUGCCGUAAUCAUGAUUGUGAACGCUUCUUUGAAAAAGUCAACUUUGCUGCUAAGUGAUGGAAGGUGGAGUUGCAGUGGACCUGUCAUGGAGAUCCUCACAAGAAAUUUAUUUGUAAGGGCAAACCACGACCAUGAGAUAUUGAAAGCUUCAGUUGAAGGUGACCUUCUUGUUAACUACAAUAACAUCCAUAAGGUUGCAUGGGAGCCUUUUGUAGAGCCUUGGAGUUUUAACCUUAUGCUAGUGAGGAAGCUAGAGAAAGAUGGGCUUGUGCAAACCUUGUCUGGGACUGAAGUCCAUUUAACAUCAACUGCGCAUCUUAACAUAAAUGUUACAGAGUCUCUUUUCGAGGUUGUCUAUAGGGGAAUGCAGAUGAUCAAUGAUGCAUGGAGUCGACAUGGAGUUGAUGAUACAGAACUGAAAAUGAAAAAAGAACUUUUGAAUACUGAUGGCUCAUGUGAGAGAAGAUAUGCCCCCUAUAUUAUCCAGAAUGAUACAUGUCUGCCACUUUUAUUCUGGAUAUUUGAAGAUAAUAAAAAGUCAUCUUUUGAAGCAAAUGUGGAAAUUCUUGUUCAGCCAGGCAGUUCGGUCCCAAUUUACAUUGAAGAAUCUCCUGAAGAAAAUUUUUUCCACCACAGAAGCAGUUGCUCCUUUGACAGAUUUGAUGAGAAAAGAUCUCAUAGUGCACAGCACCAUAUGAUCUCCAUUCAAAUUGAAGGGACUUCUGGGGCCUCUGCGCCUAUGUCGAUGGACCUGGUUGGGCUUAGUUAUUUUGAAGUGGACUUUUCUAAAAGAUCAGAUUUAUUAGUUUUGGAUGGACGUUCAGAGGCAUGCAGAGACACUGCUAGAACUGAUAAGAGUGGAAAUGUUUCUGAAGUGGGGCUCACUGUCCCUGUAGCAUAUGAAGUUUCAAUUCAACAUUACAGUAAAUUGAUAAGGCUGUACUCCACUGUUAUUUUUCAUAAUGCAACCUCCAUGCCUUUAGAACUGCGCUUUGACAUUCCAUUUGGCAUAUCUCCGAAGAUAUUGGAUCCUAUUUUACCAGGGCAAGAGUUGCCACUUCCAGUUCAUCUUGCUGAAUCUGGUCGCAUGAGGUGGCGUCCACUUGGAUCUGAUUUCUUGUGGAGUGAAGCUCAAACCCUCUUAAACAUUCUAUCGCCAGAGAUUAGAACCGGAACCUUGAGAUCCUCUGUUUGCUAUCCUUCACUUCCUAGUAAGGAUCCUUUCAGAUGUUGUAUAGCUGUUCAUGAUAUACCCCUCAACCCACCAUGUUUCAGAAGGUUCAGCUCCACUGGGAAUUUAGUUCAGCCAUUUCAAAAUACAAGUAAGUUAAAGAAGAGAUUUAUUCGUCAGAUUAAGCUGAUCACACCACUAGUGGUGAAAAACUAUCUUCCAGUGGCGCUGAAAUGUACAAUAGUGAGUAGUGGAGUUCCUUCCAAAAUAUCCAUUCCAGAGGUGGACACUGUUUUUGUUUCUCAUAUUGAUUCUAGCCAUGACCUCGGGAUAACUUUCUAUUUGGAUGGGUUUCAACCUUCCUUUUUGUUGUUCCCUCGUGCGGAAACCGUUCUGUCUACAUCGAAGUCCAAUGAGGAAAGAUUUUCAUCAUAUGAAACUGUUAUAUUCUACCCAGAUGUGACUAAAGGUGGUCCACCCAUCUGUGUGGAUGUUGAGAAGGGAAUGAGUACUGUCUGUGGUGCUCGUGAGAUUUCUGUUUCUGUCCCUUAUCUGCUCUACAACUGUACAGGCUUGACACUUGUGAUUGCAGAUGCUGAUAAUAGACACAAGGAGAAUGCAUGCCUUAUUCCUUCAAGUUAUUCUUUGAUAUGGGGAAAGCAACUUUUAAAUGACAGGCGUGGUCUGGCCCAGGUAUCUUGUGAACAAGGAUCCUCUGCUUCUAUCGAUGUCAUUGAUUCUCAGGAUGUGUUUCCAAGUUAUAUGAUCCCCUACAGGGAGAGACCUUACUGCUCUGGGAUAUUUCACAAACAACUUCAGACAAGUUCUCCCUUGGUCCAAGGGCAAAAACAUAUUGACCAUCUUGAACCUGAUGUCAUAGAAAGAUCUUCUUUCUGCGGUUUUGCAAGAAAGCAAAGGGCUUCAAGCCAACUGGUAUUGCCCGAGGUCUCAAGAUCAUUUGUUAAUGUUGGAAUUGAUGCGAGGAGAAAAGUUAAGGCAUGCAUGUACUCGUCUGCACAAGGUCACUCUUCGACUGAAAAGGUUGUUUUGAGCAUUUGUAUGCCUGGAUCCACAAAUCUGGAUACUCUAAAGAGCAAGUGGUCAAAUCCUCUUUUUCUUGCCAGUGUGACUGGCUCAACCAGCAUAGUCAUCCCACAGCCAGAUGGUAGUGGAGCAUUUAUUGUGUCUGUUACAUCAAGUCCUAUUUCCGGAGCAUUUGCAGGGAGAAGCAGAAUGAUAACUUUUCAGCCUCGAUAUGUGAUCAGCAAUUCUUGCAACAAAGAUUUGUACUACAAACAGAAGGGAUGUGAUUCCUUCUACAUUUUGGGUGUUGGAAAGCAUUGCCAUCUUCAUUUGUCUGACGCAGCAAGGGAGCUCCUUGUCUCGAUCCGAUUUGAUGAACCAGGAUGGCAAUGGUCCGGUGGUUUUUUGCCUGAUCAGUUAGGAGACACUCUGGUAAAAAUGCACAAUUACAUAACUGGUGCUUUUACCAUGGUUAGGGUUGAAGUGCAGAAUGCUGAUGUAUCCAUCAAAGAUGAAGAGAUUGUAGGUAGUUCUACUGGAGGUUCAGGAACCUAUCUGAUUCUUCUAUCUGAUGACAAUACUGGGUUCAUGCCAUACAGAAUUGACAAUUUCUCUAUGGAUAGGCUGCGAAUUUACCAGCAAAACUGUGAGCGUUUUGAGAGCAUUGUGCAUCCCUAUACUUCUUGUUCAUAUGCGUGGGAUGAACCACAAUUUCCACACCGACUUCUUGUUGAGGUGCCUGGUGAAUGCUUCAUUGGUGCAUACAACAUCGACAUUGUAAAGGAGUACACACCAAUACACUUACCAACAGUUGAGAAUCCUGAAAGGACUUUUUUCCUCUCGGUCCAUGCUGAAGGAGCAGUCAAGGUGCUCAGUGUCAUGGAUCUAAAAUUUCAUUCUCUAGAAGACAUGAAAGAACCUGGACUUUAUGGCUCUAAACGCAGAAAGGGUCUGGAACAGAUGCCAGAGAAAAUUCUUUUCAAUGAGAAAAUCACAGUGUCAAUUCCUUUCAUAGGAAUUUCGUUGAUAGAUUCUACUCCACAGGAACUUAUUUUUGCAUCUGCAAGGGAACUAAAAAUAGAAAUGUUACAGACCUUGGAACAACAAAAGUUAUUUGUCCAGGUUUUAUCUUUGCAAAUUGAUAAUCAGCUACGAAGCACUGUCUGUCCCAUCAUCCUGUCGAUUGAUCAUGAAAGCUGCUCAAUUCCUCAACAGAAAAGGGUGGAAGUUGAUAUAACUGCAAGUGAGAAACUAACUACUGUUUCGCAUGAUGGGCUUUAUGAGCCAGUUUUCUUUUUAACAGCAACAAAAUGGAGAAAUGAUGACAAUUCACUUGUUUCAUUUAAGAAUAUCAGUUUAAGAUUGGCACCUCUGCACAUUGAACUUGAAGAACAAAUUCUUCUGAGCGUGCUCAAUUUUGUUAACAGUGUGGCCUUCAGGCAACAGGCAGACAGCACUCUUGAACACAGUGUUGCAGUAAAAAAGACUAGAGAAAAUGUUGAAAAAGUAAGUCAUCAAUGUAGAUAUGUGCGUGAUGAUUGGUAUAUGAAGUCCCAAAAUGGAUUGGAAGUGCGAUCCCUAGCUUCAUCCACUUACCUGGGUAACCAAGAUAUUAUGUCAUCAUUGCCUUGUGUGGUUCCAAUUGGAGCUCCAUGGCAACAAAUUUUUCUCUUAGCCCGAAGACAGAGAAAGAUAUAUGUGGAAGAAUUUUAUGUUUCACCUUUCUGGUUGACUAUAAGCUUUUCCAGUUCUCCAUGGAUGCAGAAACCUGCUUUCAAGUCCCAAAAGCCUGUCAUUCACCUUAGUAACAAUGGCAUUCUGAGGGUUCUUAUAGCUCUUGUUGAUAUUGAGGAGGCACCAAUUUAUCUUAGACAGUUGACAAUAUUGCAUCAUUUAGCGAGCUGGGAAGCUAUUCAAGAUAUUGUCAUUAAACACUACACUCGACAACUAUUCCAGGAGCUAUACAAGGUUUUCUGGUCUGCUGGUGUUAUAGGUAACCCUAUGGGAUUUGUGAGAAAUGUUGGACUCGGUAUCAAGGAGUUUAUCUUGGUUCCAGUGAAAGGUGUUUGGCAGAGUCCUGGUGGGCUAUUUCAAGGAGUUCUAUAUGGUACUCAGAGUUUGCUUGGCAACACCAUUUAUGCAAUCAGCAAUGCUACAACACAGUUCAGCAGAGCUGCCCGAAAGGGUGUUGUUGCAUUUGCAUUUGAUGAGCAAUCUGUUGGGGAAAUGGAAAGGCGGCAAAUGUAUCAUGGAUCACAUGGCAAGGGCAUACUUGAUGAUAUUUUGGAGGGCUUUACAGGUCUGUUACAGUCACCAAUUCAAGGAGCUGAGAGGCAUGGUCUUCCUGGAGCAUUGUCAGGAAUGGUUUCUGGAACUGCUAAACUUAUAGCAAGACCAAUUGUUAGUGUUCUGGAACUGACUGGGAGAACUGCAAUGAGCAUUAGAAACCGGAGUGGCCCUCGCCAAGCAAAACUUGGUCGUGUCCGUGUUCCAAGACCUGUGUCAAGGGAAUUGCCUCUGAGGCCAUAUUCCUUGGAAGAGGCUGUUGGUAUAUCAAUGCUGAUUGAAGCUGAUGAUGCCAGGUUCAGGGAUGAGUUCUUAGUCACCUGUAAGGCCCUGAAGCAGGCAGGAAACUUUGUGAUAGUUACUCGGAGGCUUAUGCUAGUUGUGAAAUGCUGCAGUUUGACAGCUGUCUCUUCUAUCCAUAAUCCAGAAUGGGUUGUUGAACUCGAGAUGGAUCUAUAUAGUAUUGUGCAUAUUGACACUGAGGGUGAAACCCUAAAUAUUGUUUCAACCAGGACUGAGACAGCUCAAGGACAGCAAAAGACCUCCCAUUUGAAGCGUUGGAAGCCUCGUUCAAUACCACUUGUGCAAAGAAGCAUUGAGAUGCCAACUGUGGAAGCAGCGCGAGAAGUCUUGCAGAUAUUGUGGACAGCAAUCGAUGGCCAAAAGCAUAGAGGUCUCAAAGUACAUCUUCUACAUAGGAAUAUGUUGAGAUGAUGGGAACUGGGAGUGCUUUGCUGUAAUAUAUGCAAGCCUCUGGCAUACUGUAGAUGCUGCAAUUUUGUACGAAGGUUCCUUGUAAAAAUUGUUUUUCUUGUUCAUUUUGUCGCCCUUGUAAUUAUGAACCUGUCUAUUUGUAAUAUAAAAAUUCUUUUAGGCUUGUC
Messenger RNA from Nymphaea colorata (pocket water lily), 11875 nucleotides. RefSeq lists its product as uncharacterized. Bases 1092 to 11708 code for a protein of 3538 amino acids. Gene Ontology annotation, biological process: protein targeting to vacuole; protein retention in Golgi apparatus. The record is from RefSeq and is a predicted model, not a curated record. NCBI's taxonomy places the organism in Eukaryota, Viridiplantae, Streptophyta, Magnoliopsida, Nymphaeales, Nymphaeaceae. Gene Ontology annotation, cellular component: extrinsic component of membrane. The transcript has 51 exons.